This is a messenger RNA of Pseudovirgaria hyperparasitica, 2547 nucleotides long. Its product is annotated as exocyst complex component Sec10. Gene Ontology annotation, biological process: Golgi to plasma membrane transport; exocytosis. Gene Ontology annotation, cellular component: exocyst; cytoplasm. The coding region runs from base 1 to 2547 and encodes 848 amino acids. Lineage: Eukaryota; Fungi; Ascomycota; Dothideomycetes; Acrospermales; Acrospermaceae. The transcript is spliced from 5 exons. The record is from RefSeq and is a predicted model, not a curated record.
AUGGCUCCUGGAGCGGCCGAUACCGCCUCAAUCAUCACUGGAACGACUCUUACGGGCUCAAUUCGUCAAAAAGGACCUAUCUUCACCUUGGAGACAUUCUCGGACAAAGACUUCAUAGUAAAGGACUUCAUUGAAGCGCUGUCUGAUGCUGCUGUACCAGCCUCUAGACGCUCCGGCCCGGGCGUCGCACAACAGGCAUUCGACCCUAAGCCUCUGAUUCGAACAUUCGAGCAUGCACUAUCGCGACUAGGAGGUCUCUCAGAGGACUUGGAAGAAAAAGAGAACGAGCUUUCGGGGUCUGUUCGAAGAGCAGAAGCUGAGCAUGGUCGUAUUGUACAGACGCUUGGAUCGAAAUUGGACAUGGCUGUGGAGAACUUCAAUACAUUGGACAGCUCGCUUAAUGGAAACGUGGACGAUGCUGGGGGUAAUGCUGCCCUGAGGAUAGGAGAACAGCUUGAGGAGCUGAACAGACAGAGCCAAAGGGCGCAAGACGCUGCAGAACUGAUACACUGUUGGGUUGAUGUCUCUGAAAAGGGACAUCUAAAUAGGUUAGAGGACAAGAAGGGGAAGGGAGAAGGAUCAGUACAAGCUGCAAACAUGGCGAGACAGCUGUUACGCAUAAGUCAUCGCCUUGACGGGGAUCCUGCGUCACAAUUCAAUGGCACAGGUGUGAAUGGCUCUCUGCUACGCAGUGGAGCUCAAGCGAAGAAUCGGACGAGAGAAAUCAUCGAGAAAUUCUUAGAAUCACUUGAGACAGAUCUUCUGAAGCAAUUUGAUGGCUUCUAUCGACGGCAAGAUUUUGAGCGGAUGAAGGAAUGUGCCAUUGCCUUGAGAGACUUUAGCGACGGGUCCAGUGUGAAGGCACUCUUCGUCAAUCAGCAUCAGUUCUUCAUUGAUAGAAGUCAAUUGAUUACUGAGGAGAUUGCUGGGGAUGAUGAAGCGUGGGCAAGCCUAGCGGAUCCGGACACAGAGCCUCCUGGCGUGGAUCCGAGCUUGCAAACACUGAUUGACGAAGUGAGAAUUGUGGUCCAAGAAGAGUCCUUUAUCAUCAAACGCGCUUUUCCAUUCUACGAUGAAGUUUUGAUCAGGUUCUUACAGAGAGUGUUUCAACAAUCGAUCCAACAAAGACUUGAAUUGGUUCUUGAAAAGGCCGACUCGGUAUCAUCGUUAGCAUUCCUGCGGUCGCUACAGUCAGCCAGGUCAUACGCUCAGGGCCUAGUAGACGACUUAAAGGCACAUGGUUUGACGGAGCACCCCGAGCCAGCCACGUCUCAAAUUGCUGCGACUCUUGACCAACAGCUCGAAGACCUCUUUGUUCCUCCAUUUGUAGGUACGACUUACAUAGAGCGGGAGAAGAAGAAUCUGGACGAAUUAUAUUCGUCUUUGCUCUUCAAGUUUACAGUAUACCAUUCCAAAAGACGAAAGGCACCGACGACAAUGUUCUCGUCUUUUAGUCAGCGUGGCAAAGAACUAUUGUCAUCAGCCCGAGACGCAUACAUGGAACGACUGGACUCUGCUGAGAUACCAUCAUCGCAAAAGGCCAUGCUCUUACGUAUAGCAGGUGUGAAAGAGGCAGAGACCGAGAAGAAGGAAAUUGAUGUCACAGAGGAAGAUGGGGCAUUAAGCAUACCAAACGCCAAACGGAUGUUGAAGUGGCUAGCGGAAGGUGUUGGUAGAGGGCUGGAGCUCACUCAUGGCGGACCCGAGACACCGAAAGAUGUGCAAGCACUACUGAAUCUGCUAUUGGUCCAUAUGGGCGAUAUUUAUCUUGACACAGCACUCGAUGCCGCCGCCGAACAAGCACUAGCCCAAGAAACCAGCAAGUCUCUCCCAGACUACUCCUAUUUCAACACCCUUCGCUCGGCCAUCGGCGUCCUUCACCUGCUAUCCACUUCCGUUCAGACCGUUCUCCUCCCACUCGCCUCCUCGUCUACCAUGAUCCGCCGCGAUAUCGAGAAAAACACGCUCAACACCACCACGACACUCGAGUCGAAAAUAAGCACGAUUCUUCACCGGACCAUUGAUUCCGCGCUCAACUAUAUCACCAAACUCUUAGCCCAACAAAAAAAGAACGACUUCCGUCCCAAAGACGACGACGCCGUCGCGGUUGCCCUUAGCAGUGAAACCACUACCUGCCAAGCAAUCACUACCUUCCUCAGCAAGACGAGCCUGCUUGCUACCUCCGCCCUCAGCGGUCGCAAUCUGUCUGUCUUCCUCACUGAGCUUGUCAUCGGCGUGCGCUCGCUGCUUCUGGAACAUUUCCGAAGAUUCACAAUCAGUCUCACAGGAGGUCUGGUACUCAGUAGGGACGUGACGAAAUAUGUAGAUACAGUACGAGAUUGGCCGUUAGGUGACGAGCUACCCCCGGGAGCGGAAGCGAUGCAUGUGCUCGUGGAUGUGGCGAAUCUGUUUGUGAUCAAUCCAGAUGCGUUGAGAGAGAGGCUGAGGAGCGUCAAAGGCGAUGAGCGGGGUGAAUUGAGGGGUUAUAUCAGUAAGAGAGAGGACGCCGGGAGUGUAGGUGUACAGGCGGUUUUGAGUGCGCUGUAA